GUGAACUUGAGAACUUCAGAAUCCAUUGGAAGUGUAGUGAGAAUACAAGGAACUAAAGAUUUUCCAUUACCGUGGAUACCCUCAUAAGAGCUCCUGAAGAAAUUCUUAAGUGAUACUAAAUUCUGCUUCAAGAAGAUAAAAAAAAACCACCUGUGAAUAUGCCUAUGCCAAACACAGACCUUCAUGAUGCAAAUAAUCAGUCUAAAUGUACCACUUCUGCCUCUUAUAUCCAACACUCUGAAUUCAAUGCCACAAACCCCUCUGAAUCUUCUAACAAACCAAAACAAAGUGGAUACAGGAAGGUCUGUUCCACUGGAGAGCCCAGCCCAUGGCCAAUCCCAGGACUGGGAUCUGGGAUUCUGGAAAUGCGUGUAAAGGAGGGGAGCAAGAUCAGGAACCUUUUGGGUUUCGCCAUGUCUCGUUUGCAAGGGGAUGGACAUGAGACAGCGACAUCACAGGUUCUGUUCAGUGGGAUGGGACGGGCUGUCACUAAAACCAUCACCUGUGCGGAGAUAAUGAAACGUAAAGUGCGGGGCUUACACCAGGUGUCAAAAGUCCAAUACAGGACAGUGACUGAGGUGUGGGAGAGCCAGGAGGGUGGCCAGGUUCAGAUGACGAUACACAGAACUGUUCCAUCCAUCUGCAUUCUUCUGUCUAAAGAACCGCUGGACCCUCAGGAGCUGGGCUACCAGCCUCCUGCAAAGAUAGGCUCUCGUUUAGAGGAAAGGAAAGGAGAUGAUGGACCACAGAUGUCUGGAAACCCAGAAAAAAGACCAAUGAGUCCUGGCCCCUCUGUGAUUCUGCCCAGUCUAAAAAGAGCUGCUGUGGGGCAGGACAAAUUUCCAACUCUGGAAUAGAGCGAUAAAAAGAUAAUAUAAGAGGGAGGAAUUCAUUUAUAUGUAUAUUUUGUGUAUAAAUUGAUUUAAAUAACAUGCUAAAGGCUUAGCUGUCAUAUACUGUUAUUUUGCAACAAAUGUGAAGUUAAUAGUACAGAGCUCCUUAAA
Messenger RNA from Xyrauchen texanus (razorback sucker), 1004 nucleotides. It is a transcript of the gene rpp25a, whose product is annotated as ribonuclease P and MRP subunit p25, a. Gene Ontology annotation, cellular component: ribonuclease MRP complex. Gene Ontology annotation, biological process: tRNA 5'-leader removal. Gene Ontology annotation, molecular function: RNA binding. Bases 159 to 857 code for a protein of 232 amino acids. NCBI's taxonomy places the organism in Eukaryota, Metazoa, Chordata, Actinopteri, Cypriniformes, Catostomidae. The transcript is spliced from 2 exons. The record is from RefSeq and is a predicted model, not a curated record.